Messenger RNA from Eurypyga helias (sunbittern), 314 nucleotides. It is a transcript of the gene NUDT2, whose product is annotated as nudix (nucleoside diphosphate linked moiety X)-type motif 2. Lineage: Eukaryota; Metazoa; Chordata; Aves; Eurypygiformes; Eurypygidae. The transcript has a single exon. Gene Ontology annotation, biological process: ATP biosynthetic process; AMP biosynthetic process. The annotation marks the transcript as partial. Gene Ontology annotation, molecular function: bis(5'-nucleosyl)-tetraphosphatase (asymmetrical) activity. The record is from RefSeq and is a predicted model, not a curated record.
GCCACGUGGAUCCAGGAGAGGAUGACCUGCAGACAGCCUUCCGGGAAACGCAGGAAGAGGCUGGUCUUCAGGCCAGUCAGCUCACCCUCAUAGAGGGGUACAAGAAAGAACUGCACUAUCCUGUCCAUGGCAAACCUAAGACGGUCAUUUACUGGCUGGCAGAAAUGAAGGACUGUAAUGCAGAAAUCAAGCUCUCGGAGGAGCACCAGGCUUUCCAAUGGCUGAAGCUGGAGGAUGCUUGCAAAUUUGCAGAAUAUGAGGACAUGCAGGUGACCCUUAAAGAAGUGCAUCAGUUUCUCAGCUCCAAAGAAUAA